AAGGAGGAGAUUCUCUGAGGGGGAAAAGUCAUGUAUCCGCGAUUUCUAGACCGCAACUAUCCGCUGGCGAAGCAUCUGUUCUUCGUGACCAGAUACUCCUUUGGUCUUUUGGGCCUGGUAUUUGGCCAGAAGCAAUCGUGGCUCCAACUCUCUUGGCUGCUGUUCAAUUUCGUGAAUCUGGCGCACUGCUGCCAGGCGGAGUUCCUCUUUGGCUGGAUCCACUUGCGCACCAGUCCCGUGGACGCCAUGGAUGCCUUUUGUCCAUUGGCCUGCAGUUUCACCACGCUCUUUAAAUUGGGUUGGAUGUGGUGGCGUCGCCAGGAGGUCACUGAUCUGAUGGAACGCAUCCGGUUGCUUAUUAAGGACCAGGAGAAUCGGGGAGAUUCCCGCAGAGACUCGGCGCAGAGGAGCUACUAUGAGAUGGUGACCAGGUGCGGAAUGCUGGUCUUCACCAUGGGCAGCAUCACCACCGGUGCCUUCGUCCUGCGAUCCUUUUGGGAGAUGUGGGUGCGUCGCCAUCAAGAGUUCAAAUUCGACAUGCCCUUUCGCAUGCUGUUCCCUGAGUUUGCUCAUCGAAUGCCCUGGUUCCCAUUUUUUUAUAUCUACUCCACUUGGAGUGGUCAGAUCACGGUGUAUGCCUUUGCUGGAACUGAUGGUUUCUUCUUCGGUUUCACCCUCUACAUUGCCUAUUUGCUCAUGGCCUUAAGAUACGAUGUUCAGGAUGCACUCAAGCCAGUGAAAGAACCUUCAGUUAGAGAAUGCAAUAUCUGCUGUCAACGCUUGGCGGAUAUUGUGGAUCGUCACAACGAAAUAGAGAAGAUUGUCCAGGUGUUCUCUGGAAUAAUGGCAGCGCCCACUUUUGUCCACUUUGUAUCGGCCAGCUUAGUGAUAGCCACCAGCGUGAUUGAUAUACUAUUGUAUUCCGGCUACAAUAUCAUCCGGUAUGUGGUUUAUACAUGCACUGUUUCCUCGGCUAUAUUUCUUUACUGCUAUGGUGGAACUGAAAUGUCCACUGAGAGCCUUGCUUUGGGGGAAGCCGCCUACAGUAGCGCCUGGUAUAAUUGGGAUCGGGAAACUCGAAGGCGGGUUUUUCUCAUCAUCCUGCGAGCUCAACGACCCAUUACAGUGAGGGUUCCCUUUUUGGCACCUUCAUUACCACUUUUUACCUCGGUCAUCAAGUUUACUGGUUCCAUUGUGGCUCUGGCCAAAACUAUAUUGUGA
Molecule: messenger RNA, 1221 nt
Organism: Drosophila rhopaloa
Lineage: Eukaryota; Metazoa; Arthropoda; Insecta; Diptera; Drosophilidae
Gene: Or45b
Product: odorant receptor 45b
Exons: 6
Coding region: 31-1221 (396 amino acids)
Biological process (GO): sensory perception of smell; detection of chemical stimulus involved in sensory perception of smell
Cellular component (GO): plasma membrane
Molecular function (GO): olfactory receptor activity; odorant binding
Source: RefSeq, a predicted model, not a curated record